Molecule: messenger RNA, 2513 nt
Organism: Quercus robur (English oak)
Lineage: Eukaryota; Viridiplantae; Streptophyta; Magnoliopsida; Fagales; Fagaceae
Product: calcium-dependent protein kinase 21-like
Exons: 8
Coding region: 417-2105 (562 amino acids)
Biological process (GO): protein autophosphorylation; peptidyl-serine phosphorylation; intracellular signal transduction
Cellular component (GO): cytoplasm; nucleus
Molecular function (GO): ATP binding; calcium-dependent protein serine/threonine kinase activity; calcium ion binding
Source: RefSeq, a predicted model, not a curated record
UCAAAAACACUGAGAAAUUAGAAAAUACUAGAAACAACAAGCAACAAGUGUGCUAUUUGGGUUUUGGGAUAUACUCUUACUUUAUUCUCUGAGAAUUCAGCUUUCAUUUUUUUUUUUUUGAGCAAAAGAAUUCAGCUUUCAUUUCGGUCAGUAUAUAAGGCAAUAUAGCGAAAGUGUUGGCUCUGACAAAAUUUCUGCAAAGUGCUUAGUAUCUUUUGUUACUUUUUAUAAAUAGACAAAAGUUUCUAUCUUUACAUGGACCCAAUACUUUGAUCUGUAUCAUCCUUUAAUUCCUUGGCCUUCUUCAUCCAUUCCCUACACUCAUUGCUUUGGAAUCCCAUCACCCAAAGUGGGGUUUCUCAUAAAGUUUUGAACUUUAGUGCUAUAUCAGUACUAUCUAUAAUAGAUCAGAAAUAAUGGGUUGCUGUUCUAGCAAGAGAAAGUCUCCAAACCCAGAUGUAAUCAAUGGGUAUGGAUCAAAUGUCCAAAAUUACCUAGCCCAACCAGCUUUUGUGUCUCAUAAUAAAGUCUCAGCCCCUCAAACUCAAACCACACAACCUAGGCACCACCACCACCACCACCACCACCAUCAACAACAGCAACAGCAACAGCAACAGCAACAGCAACAGCAAUCAUAUCAUCAGAUAAAGCCACAGCCACCAAAUCCUAGUUCAGCAAAACCUGCACCCAAAAACAUUAUAGCUAUGCAGAAACCAGACUCCAUUCUAGGCAGGCCCUUUGAUGACAUUAAAGAGUACUAUACACUUGGAAAAGAACUGGGUAGAGGUCAAUUUGGCAUCACAUAUUUGUGCACUGAGAACUCAACUGGUCGUACUUAUGCCUGCAAAUCCAUUCUGAAACGUAAGCUUGUGUCCAAGAGCGAUAGGGAUGAUAUGAAGAGAGAGGUUCAGAUUAUGCAGCACAUGUCUGGUCAGCCAAACAUUGUGGAAUUCAGGGGUGCUUAUGAGGAUAGGUACUCUGUGCACCUUGUGAUGGAGCUUUGUGCUGGGGGUGAGCUUUUUGAUAGGAUAAUAGCACAAGGCCAGUAUUCUGAGAAGGCUGCCUCAGGUAUUUGUAGGGCCAUUGUUAAUGUGGUCAAUGUUUGCCAUUUCAUGGGUGUGAUGCAUCGUGAUCUUAAGCCUGAGAAUUUCUUGCUGUCUACUAAGGAUGAAGGGGCUAUGUUGAAAGCAACCGAUUUUGGGUUGUCCGUCUUCAUUGAGGAAGGAAAGGUGUAUCAUGAUAUAGUAGGCAGUGCUUAUUAUGUUGCUCCUGAAGUAUUGCAGCGUAAUUAUGGAAAGGAAAUAGAUAUUUGGAGUGCUGGAGUUAUCUUGUACAUUCUUCUUAGUGGUGUACCUCCAUUUUGGGCAGAAAAUGAAAAGGGAAUAUUUGAUGCUGUACUGCAAGGAGAACUUGACUUUAAAAGUGAACCAUGGCCGUUGAUUUCAGAGAGUGCAAAAGAUCUAAUCAGGAAGAUGCUGACAAAGGACCCAAAAAAGCGAAUCACUGCCGCACAAGUUCUUGAGCAUCCAUGGAUUAAAGGUGGGCAAGCAUCAGACAAGCCAAUAGAUGGUGCAGUGCUCUUGAGAAUGAAGCAAUUUAGGGCAAUGAAUAAGCUCAAGAAACUGGCACUAAAGGUCAUAGCACAAAGUCUAUCUGAAGAAGAAAUUAAAGGUCUCAAAGCAAUGUUCAUAAACAUGGACACUGACAACAGUGGUACAAUCACUUACGAAGAACUGAAGACAGGUUUGGCUCGGAUGGGUUCACGACUGUCAGAGGUAGAAGUCAAGCAACUCAUGGAAGCUGCUGAUGUAGAUGGAGAUGGAACGAUUGACUACAUUGAAUUUAUCUCUGCUACAAUGCAUAGACACAGACUAGAAAGAGAUGAUCACCUAUACAAAGCAUUUCAGUAUUUUGAUAAGGAUAGCAGUGGGUAUAUUACGAGAGAUGAGUUAGAGGCAGCUAUGAAGGAGUACGGAAUGGGUGAUGAAGCAAGCAUCAAAGAAAUUAUUUCUGAGGUGGAUACAGAUAAUGAUGGGAGGAUCAACUAUGAGGAGUUUUCCACGAUGAUGAGAAGUGGAAUGCCACAGCCAGCCAAACUAUAUUAGUUCCACUAGUGGGAGUUCAAAGUUUUUCAAGCAGAGGUUGUUACCAUUCAAGUGAGCUCUUCUUGAAUGACUUGGUGCCCGUUUGAUACAACUUAUGUCUCCCAUUUUUGAAAAUGGGGUUUUAUUUGGAAAACCUGUAGCUAAAAAGUACUUUGAAAAAUGUAUUUUGAUAGCGCAUUACCAAAUGGAACUUGAUGUCAGCACGAUUUAGAGGAAAUCUUACACAUAUAUUUGGUAGACCACUGUUGAGUUGGUUUUCUUCUAUGAUCUUUUGGUAUAUUUAUUGAACAUUCUGAGGCUAUAGAUUAGAUGGCUUCAGUGGAAGUGUAGUUCUAGUUUUUGUGCAUAUUUAGUUUCAGGUUUGACCUUUUUCCAAAUUCUAAUUUUAUAUAUUGUUUUCCACUUUAA